Molecule: messenger RNA, 1232 nt
Organism: Lutzomyia longipalpis
Lineage: Eukaryota; Metazoa; Arthropoda; Insecta; Diptera; Psychodidae
Gene: holn1
Product: CD2 antigen cytoplasmic tail-binding protein 2 homolog
Exons: 2
Coding region: 127-1131 (334 amino acids)
Cellular component (GO): U5 snRNP
Molecular function (GO): protein binding
Source: RefSeq, a predicted model, not a curated record
UGCUGCCUGCCGCUCUUCUUGAUUUCAAGCAUCCUAACCUCAACUUGUGACUGUGACGUUUGAUUUGUUUACGGAGAAGGUGUUUUCUUAUCUUAAGAAUCCCUGGUAUUCCCUAAAAUCUUGAAAAUGUCCAAAAGAGACUUUGGUAGUGUUGCCGAUGAUGCAGAAGGUACAAAGAGGAAAGCGUUAAAAGUUAGUGGACUGAAGAAGCACACACUGGACUCAGAUGAGGAGGAGUCUGAUGAUGAACAGUACAAUGUGCUCGAUGAAAAUGACAUCGAGGGCGAGGAAGAGGGUAUAGCUGGAAUGGAUGGGGAGACAAAACUAACACCCUUCAAUAUGAAAGAAGAGAUGGAAGAGGGACACUUUGAUCGAGAGGGGCACUAUGUGUGGAACAAAACGAAGGAAAUCUCUGACAAUUGGCUGGAUAACAUUGACUGGGUGAAGGUGCAGGAAACCAAAGCAGGAACCUCACGGAUCCGCACACUCGGGGAAGAUUCCAGCAGUGAUUCAGAGGGUGAAGGAAGUACAUCCAAGAAGUUUAACAUGACGGAUAGCUAUGAGAAAAUACUGAAAAUCAUGAAACCCGGAGAGACGGUGAAGAAGACCCUACAGAGACUCGGGAAGGACACCAAGAUCUCUUCAGCUGAGCGAUGGCGUCGCAAAAAGGCAGGAAUUGUGGAUGAAGCAUCGGGAAUUAUUACAACGUUCACAGAGCUAACAAAUAACAUUCUCACCCAAACUGGCAAUAUGAACAUCUACGAGGAGACGUAUGAAUUCAUUGAGGGACGCAUCCGGAAAGCUUCAGUACCAGCUCCGGAUGAUGCUCUCGAUAUGUAUGCAGAUGAUUUUGAUGCAAAAGAAAAGAGCAAAUUGGGUGGUGCAAAUGUCACCGAACAACCCACAGAGAAUAAAGAUGACAAAGCUGAAGAAGAGGAACAUCCCAAACUAAUGUGGGAAUUUAAGUGGACACAGAAUGAUACAGAACUCCAGGGGCCAUACACAACUGAGCAAAUGCACAAAAUGAGUGUUGAUGGACGCUUCAAGAGUGGAGUUUUUGUGAAGAAAAUCGGUGAGGGUGAAGGCAAUUUCUACAGUUCAAAUCGCAUUGAUUUCGAUCUCUACCUCUAAAUUUGUUAAUGUUGAUGAGUUUUAAAGUAAACCUACCUACUCCUGAAAUAUUCAUUAAAAUAAAUUGAUGGUUAACAUUAAUAAAUAUACAAUACACUUAA